AUCAAGCACUGCAACUAGCAGAAACUUUACUACCUCUUCAAAAUCAUCAGCAAGUUCUUAUUCCUCAGUGUCUGCCACUUCUGUCAUUACUAACGGUGAUAGCAGUAACUCCUAUGGACUGAACAACUCCCACCUGGGCUUUUUUUUAAUAGGUUCUGGAUUUGUCUGUAACUCUUACAGCUGCAGGGACAAUGCUUCCCUGUCACAACCUGGACUCUGUGGACUCAGUAACCUUGGAAAUACCUGCUUCAUGAAUUCUGCAUUACAGUGUCUGAGCAAUACCCCUCCUCUCACUGACUAUUUCCUGGAAGACAAAUAUGAAGCUGAAAUAAAUCAGAACAAUCCACUGGGGAUGAGAGGAGAAAUUGCAGAAGCCUAUGCAGAGCUCAUUAAACAGAUGUGGUCUGGGAGACAGUCUCACGUGGCCCCACGUAUGUUUAAAACGCAGGUUGGCAGAUUUGCUCCUCAGUUUUCAGGAUACCAGCAGCAAGAUUCCCAGGAGCUCUUGGCUUUUCUUCUAGAUGGCUUGCAUGAGGAUUUGAACAGAGUGAAGAAGAAGCCCUACUUGGAGCUGAAGGAUGCCAAUGGCAGACCUGAUUCGGCAGUGGCAAAAGAGGCCUGGGAGAAUCAUAGGCUGAGGAAUGAUUCUAUCAUUGUGGAUAUCUUUCAUGGUCUUUUCAAAUCUACCCUUGUUUGUCCCAAAUGCUCCAAAGUUUCUGUGACCUUUGAUCCCUUCUGUUAUUUAACCCUUCCAUUGCCCUUGAGGAGAGAUCGUCUCAUGGAAGUUACCUUGGUAUAUGCAGACCCACAGCGUAGGCCUGUCCAGUACCGAGUUGUGGUGCCAAUGAUGGGGGCCAUCUCAGAUCUGUGUGAAUCACUUUCCAGACUCUCUGGUGUUCCGGCAGAAAAUAUGGUGGUGACAGACGUGUAUAAUCAUCGGUUCCACAAAAUCUUCCAAACGGAUGAAGGUUUAAAUCACAUCAUGCCAAAAGACGACAUCUUUGUGUAUGAAGUUUGCAAGCCAAGUGAGGACAGCUCAGAGUAUGUUACUCUCUCUGUUUACUUUCGGGAGAAGACAAUGAGGCAAUCCAGCAAUACUUCAGGGACUGUGCUCUUUGGUCAGCCACUGCUAAUAUCUGUGCCAAAACAUAAGCUCACUGUGGAUCACCUGUACAGUGUGGUUUUGGAGCAGAUCAGCCGCUAUGUGAACCUCCCUUUGGCAGAAGAAUACUCUACCCCCUGCACAGACAAAGGAACCUGCAAUGGCUCAAAUGGUGUGGUUGAAGGUGACAUUGAAGAGAUGGAGCAUCAGGAUGGCGGAGAGGAAGGCAAGGACAAGCUGGCAGAAGUUGAUCCCUGCCACUCUGAGGGUUGUAUGCAGGUCGAGUCAGCAAGAGACCUGCAGCCUUGCAAGAAGCAGCAUUUCACUUUUAGCCUUGUGAAUUCCUCUGGGACCUCUGAGAUAAACUCCAUUGUAGAAGGAAAAAUCUUAAAAUUAAAUGCUUUUUCUGCACUUGCUAUUGACUGGGAUUCUGAUACACGGAGGCUACUUUUUGAUGAACAGGAGGCACAGGCAUUUGAAAAACAUGGAAGUAUGUUACAGCCGCAGAAGAAGAAAGCUGUGGUAGCCCUCAGAGACUGCAUAGAGCUCUUCACUACAAUGGAAACACUUGGUGAACAUGACCCAUGGUACUGCCCUAACUGUAAGAAACAUCAACAGGCCACAAAGAAGUUUGAUUUGUGGUCUCUGCCCAGGAUUUUGGUAGUGCAUUUGAAACGCUUCUCAUACAGCAGAUACUGGAGGGAUAAACUUGACACCGUUGUGGAAUUCCCUAUCAGGGGUUUAAACAUGUCUGAGUUUGUCUGCGACCCGAGAGCAGGCUCGUAUGUCUACGACCUUAUUGCAGUUUCCAAUCACUAUGGAGCCAUGGGAGUGGGCCACUACACUGCAUAUGCAAAGAACAAGGUGAAUGACAAGUGGUACUACUUUGAUGACAGCAGUGUAUCGAUAGCUUCAGAAGACCAAAUAGUGACAAAAGCUGCAUAUGUGCUGUUUUAUCAGCGUCGAAGCAGUGAGGAACAUACUGCCCCAUCUCCUCCCCAAGAAGAGUAUGACGGCAUGGACACCAACUAGGCAUCACCUCCAGCACUCAGCCACCAUAUUAGCGGUUGCUCUUCUAAAGCCAUGCCUGAGGCACCUGAAAUUUUUUCUUCCUUCUUGUAGGAGUCAAGCAGAAAAUCUAGCACUGAGAGAUUGAGUGCUGGGGGUUGCAGAGUAGCACUGGAGAGCCAGGAAUAGGUGCUGACACUUGGGUAUUUAGAGGCCAAAAAUAAUAUAUAUUGGAGCUUCAAUAAAGUUCUUUUUAAAAUCUG
Molecule: messenger RNA, 2373 nt
Organism: Nestor notabilis (Kea)
Lineage: Eukaryota; Metazoa; Chordata; Aves; Psittaciformes; Psittacidae
Gene: USP4
Product: ubiquitin specific peptidase 4 (proto-oncogene)
Exons: 16
Biological process (GO): protein deubiquitination
Molecular function (GO): cysteine-type deubiquitinase activity
Source: RefSeq, a predicted model, not a curated record